Messenger RNA from Elephantulus edwardii (Cape elephant shrew), 1314 nucleotides. It is a transcript of the gene WDR12, whose product is annotated as WD repeat domain 12. Gene Ontology annotation, cellular component: preribosome, large subunit precursor; PeBoW complex. The record is from RefSeq and is a predicted model, not a curated record. Gene Ontology annotation, biological process: ribosome biogenesis; maturation of LSU-rRNA from tricistronic rRNA transcript (SSU-rRNA, 5.8S rRNA, LSU-rRNA); maturation of 5.8S rRNA from tricistronic rRNA transcript (SSU-rRNA, 5.8S rRNA, LSU-rRNA). Bases 43 to 1314 code for a protein of 423 amino acids. Gene Ontology annotation, molecular function: protein binding. The transcript has 13 exons. Lineage: Eukaryota; Metazoa; Chordata; Mammalia; Macroscelidea; Macroscelididae.
AUUUCUGUGGGUAAAUCUAGAGUGUACGCCUUACAUUCCACGAUGGCUCAGCUCCAGACACGCUUCUACACUGACAAUAAAAAAUAUUCGGUAGAUGAUGUUCCUUUCUCAAUCCCUGCAGCCUCUGAAAUUGCUGAUCUUAGUAAUAUCAUCAAUAAAUUGCUGGAGGCCAAAAAUGAGUUCCACAAACAUGUGGAGUUUGAUUUUCUUGUCAAGGGCCAAUUUCUACGAAUGCCCCUGGUCAAACACAUGGAACUAGAAAACAUCUCAUCAGAAGAAGUUGUGGAAAUAGAGUACGUGGAGAAGUACACUGCACCUCAGCCGGAGCAAUGCCUACUCCACGAUGACUGGAUCAGCUCAGUUAAAGGAGCAGAGGAAUGGAUCUUAUCUGGCUCUUAUGAUAAGACUUCACGAAUCUGGUCCCUGGAAGGAAAGUCAGUAAUGACAAUUGUGGGACAUACAGAUGCUGUAAAAGAUGUGGCCUGGGUGAAAAAAGACAAUUUGUCUUGCUUAUUAUUGAGCGCCUCUAUGGAUCAAACUGUUCUCUUAUGGGAGUGGGACAUAGAAAAAAAUAAAAUGAAAGCCCUACACUGCUGCAGAGGUCAUGCUGGGAGUGUGGAUUCUAUAGCUGUUGAUAAUACAGGAACUAAAUUUUGCAGUGGCUCCUGGGAUAAAAUGCUAAAGAUCUGGUCUACAGUCCCUACAGAUGAAGAAGAUGUAAUGGAAGAAUCCUUAAAUCGACCUAGAAAGAAACAGAAAAUAGAACAGUUGGGACUAACAAGGACUCCCAUAGUGACCCUCUCUGGCCAUAAGGAAGCAAUUUCUUCAGUUCUCUGGUCAUAUGCUGAAGAAGUCUGCAGUGCAUCUUGGGACCACACCAUAAAAAUAUGGGAUAUUGAGACUGGCAGUCUCAAGUCAACUUUGACUGGAAAUAAAGUUUUUAAUUGCAUCUCCUACUCACCACUUUGUAAACGUUUAGCAUCUGGGAGCACAGAUCGGCAUAUCAGAUUGUGGGAUCCCCGAACUAAAGAUGGUUCUUUAGUGUCGCUGUCCCUGACAUCACAUACAGGCUGGGUCACAUCAGUGAAAUGGUCUCCUACCCAUGAACAGCAACUGAUCUCAGGUUCUUUAGAUAACUUUGUCAAGCUGUGGGAUACAAGAAGUUGUAAAGCUCCUCUCUAUGAUCUGGCCGCUCAUGAAGACAAAGUUCUGAGUGUAGACUGGACAGACACAGGGUUACUUCUGAGUGGAGGAGCAGACAAUAAAUUGUAUUCCUACAAAUAUUCGCCUACCAUGUCCCAUGUAGGGGCAUAA